AUGAUUAAAUUGUUCGAAAGUGUAAAACACACCUUAAAAUAUGCUGAAGCAAGGCCAACAACACCAGAUUCCGUCGCUGAGCGAAUUAUUUCAUUCAUGAGCAAAUCCAAGCCAUUAGAGGGCAGUAGAUAUGCGAAAAUGGUGGAUGUUGGUUGUGGUAAUGGUCAAUCUACCUCCAUUUUUGCUCCCUACUUUAAAAGUGUAGUAGGAAUGGACACAAGCGAAAACCAAAUUGCUUUUGCAAAGAAGAUGAACAGUAUUGAUCAUAUUGAGUACCUGGUUGGGAACGGAGAAAGUCUUCCAUUUGAAGAUGCAGAGUUGGAUCUUGUAGCAAGUGGGCUAGCUGUACACUGGAUGGAUUUGGAUAGAUUCUUUGGAGAAUGUAGGAGAGUCUUAAAACCAGGGGGAUGCAUCCUGCUUCAUGGAUACAAAGAUCCAGAAGUCCGGAUGGUGGGAAUGGAAGUGGAUAAAGUUAAGAGGACUGAAGAAGAAGUUGAAAGAUUGCAGAGGAAGAUGCACGAACAGUGCACGUUCAAUCCAAAGGUAAAGCAUGUGAAUGACGGGUAUUUGGAAAUAUUUGAUAUUCUGAAAAGUGAUGAUAAAGUAAGAGAAGAUGGUAACAUUGUAAUAGAGAGGUACUGGACUCUUGAAAAAUUAGAGGCAUAUUUUCAUUCAAUGUCAGGAUACCAAACUUAUAUUGAAGAUAAAAAGAAAGAACUUAUGGAAAAGUACGGGAACAUUGAUGCAUUGGAGGAACAUGAUAUAAUGAAGUGGUAUAUUGAUGGGGUUAAAAAAGUUUGGAACGUGGAAACUAAAAACAAUUCCCAGAUUCCAUUGCAUGUUACUUUUGAUGUGUUUAUGAUAUUGUCUGGAAUCCCAAAGAAUUAA
Messenger RNA from Ciona intestinalis (vase tunicate), 888 nucleotides. RefSeq names its product putative methyltransferase DDB_G0268948. The record is from RefSeq and is a predicted model, not a curated record. Gene Ontology annotation, molecular function: S-adenosylmethionine-dependent methyltransferase activity. Lineage: Eukaryota; Metazoa; Chordata; Ascidiacea; Phlebobranchia; Cionidae.